Striga hermonthica is the source of this 2403-nucleotide messenger RNA. The record is from the annotation of a GenBank genome assembly. Lineage: Eukaryota; Viridiplantae; Streptophyta; Magnoliopsida; Lamiales; Orobanchaceae.
AUGAUGGAUAUUGGAAAUCUGAGGAACAUGACCAAUGCGGCCUUGUGCACAAAUGGUGGUAUGACCUAUAAAUUGGCCACAAUUGCUGUUUACAUGCUUGGUUUUUUCUUCAUCGUCUUCUUGUGCAACUUCCUGCACAUUUUGUUGCGCCCUCUGGCGCAGCCCCGGAUCAUCUCCGAAUGCAUCGUGGGUCUGGUGCUGAGCAACCUCCCCGUUAUCCGGAAGCACACAGAAGGCAUCGAGAGUGCCUUACAGUCGAUUGUGGAGGUGGCCAUGGUCCUUCAUAUGUUUGUGGUUGGCCUUGAGGUGGACCCCAACAUCUUCCUAGAAAUCCACCUCCCAGAGGCCAAGGUGGCGUACUCUAGUGUCCUUUCCACCUUUGUCCCCGCGGCCUUCAUCACUCCUCUCUUGGGUCUCCCCUCUCCACCCACCCCACCUUCCCCCUUCAAUCUCUGUCUCUCCCUCCUCCUUUCCGGCACUGCAUCCCCUCUUCUUACCCGCCUUGUCACUGACCUCAAGAUCGGAAAGUCAGAUAUUGGCCGCUUUGUCGUCUCUGCCGGAGUCCACACAGACCUCGUCUCCACCCUCCUUGUCUGUGCCGGCUAUGUCCUCUUCGACGUCCCUAAACAGGAACCCCCAAACUUUCUUCCGAGGAAGCUUACCCAUGUCCUCGUCAUGCUCUCUAUCCUUGUCAUUCAGACUGUGCUCGCCUCGAAGCUCACACCCAUCAUCAUGAAUUGGGUCAACCGAGAGAAUCCUGAUGGAAAGCCCAUCAAGUGCUCCCACUUAAUACUGGCUGUUGCAUAUGUGGGUAUUGUAUGCAGUUUCUCCCCCAUAUGGGCCGGCUAUGAUAAGGUGUUGAGUGCCUUUCUCGCAGGAGUGUUCAUGCCCAGGGAAGGGAGGAUAGCCAAGAUGAUGAUAAGUAAGGUUAAUUAUUUCUUUACUGCCAUCUUUUACCCAUUGUUUUUCUUUUGGGUGGGGAAUGUGGCGCAGCUGGGACAGUUUGAGGUGGGUAGCCUCAGAAGCUGGGGCCAAAUAUUCUUGUUGUUUCUGAUAGGAACUGCAGGGAAGGUGGUGGGGUCAUGCAUGUCGGGGGUCAUGCUAGGGUUUCAUUGGCAGGACUCAAUUGCGUCUGGUCUGCUCUUGAAUAUCAAGGGACACUUUCAUGUCUAUCUUUCUAUCAUGGCCUACUCUAUGAAGAUGACUAGCUUGUCGACCAGCAUCGCCAUGGUGUUUGCCAUUUUCCUAACCAUCGUGUACGCUCCGGUGGUGGUGGCGAAAAUCAUCCAGCGCGCACGCAGGAGGUCCCCAACCCAGCGCAUGGCCCUCCAAUGGUUGCCCCCCUCGGCAGACCUUCGAAUCCUCCUCUGCCUCCAUGGACCCCAGAACGUGUCCUCUGCCCUUAACUUGAUGAGCAUCUCCCGUGGGGCAGCGGACCCCGGCAUACUCGUGUACCUUGCCGAUAUGGUUGAACUCACCGACCGCAUAGCCGCUACCCUUUCACACUCCCAAAGCCCUGACCACAGUGUGAGGGUGGGGGACCCCACAGUGGUGAGCAUGAGGGAGAUGAUAACAGGUGGAGUCAAUGCAUACCUAAGGGAUGAGGAUGGAGAGGGGAUCACGGUGAAACGCAUGUUGGCUCUCUCCACCAUCAACAACAUGCAUCAGGAUAUCUCUAUACUAGCUGAGGACCUCAUCGUCUCACUCCUUGUACUGCCUUUCCACAAGCAGCAGGAGCCAGGGGGUAGGCUCAACUUAGGACACUCAGGAUUCCGCCAUGUCAAUCGCAAGGUCCUCCGUCACGCCCCGUGCUCGGUUGCCAUCCUGGUCGACCGUGGCCUAGGGACCACACUUAUAUCGAGGUCAUCCGUCUCCCUCCAUGCAGCUGUCAUCUUCAUUGGUGGAAAGGACGACCGAGAGGCUCUAGCGUAUGCCGGUCGCUUGGCCUGCCACCCUGGCGUGAAGCUCACGGUCAUCCGCUUUCUUCUCGAGGCCAUCGGGGACACAGUAUCCUCCAUCAUCACCAUCGCCAAAUCCAACACCUCCGAGCACCAGGAGGAGAUGAAGGUUGACGACGAGUGCUUUGCCGACUUUUACGAUCGUCAUGUGGCUGGCGGACACGUGGCGUACAUGGAGAAGUACCUCGUCAACUCUGGACAAACCUUCUCUACCUUGAGGUCUCUUGAGGGACAAUACGGUCUUUUCAUUGUGGGACGAGGCGGUAGGGUUAAUUCGGUUCUCACCGUCGGGAUGAACGACUGGGAGGAGUGCCCGGAGCUUGGCCCCAUCGGGGAUAUCUUGUCCGCCUCUGAUUUUUCUUUGACUGCCUCGGUUUUGAUCAUACAACAACAUAGUUUGAAAGGGGAGUUGGAUGGCCUUCAAGAUGAGUUUUCUAUCAUGUGA